Messenger RNA from Carassius gibelio (silver crucian carp), 4024 nucleotides. Its product is annotated as zinc-binding protein A33-like. The transcript is spliced from 6 exons. Gene Ontology annotation, molecular function: protein binding; zinc ion binding. The record is from RefSeq and is a predicted model, not a curated record. Bases 216 to 1568 code for a protein of 450 amino acids. Lineage: Eukaryota; Metazoa; Chordata; Actinopteri; Cypriniformes; Cyprinidae.
GAAGCUCCACCCUCUUACAACACUAACCAGGAGGAGACUGACUUGUUAUUUCACCUUUGUGUCACACUGAAUUUCCUCUCUUUGACAAAAGCAACAAAGAAUCAGCCAUCAGUGAACAACGAAGAGAAAGAUUUUGAAGAGAUUUAGUGAUUCUCGUGAUUUUUCCUUUUUGCAAGUCAUUCAGAAGGUGAAAGUACAGAGCUCAAACAGUGAAAAUGGCUUCAUCAUCUGAAUGUGACUAUAAUUGUCCCGUGUGCUGUGAAAUCUUCAAGACUCCUGUUCUUUUAUCAUGUAGUCACAGUUUCUGUAAAGAGUGUCUGCAACAGUUCUGGAGAACCAAGAAAACUCAGGAGUGUCCUGUCUGCAGUAGAAGAUCUUCAACAGAUCUUCCUCCAGAAAAUCAGGCGUUACAAAACUUGUGUGAGUCGUUCCUGAAGGACAGAAAUGAGAAGCAUUCAUCAGGAUCUGAGGAGAUCUGCAGUUUACACAGUGAGAAACUCGAACUCUUGUGUCUGGAGGACAAACAGCCGGUGUGUGUCGUGUGCAGAGAUUCACAAAAAGAUGUCAAUCACACAUUUAGACCAAUCAGUGAAGUGGUUUCAUCAUAUAAGGAGGAGAUCAAUACAGCACUGGAGUCCUUGAAGGAGAAAUGUAAAAAGACGGGAAACAUAGAAGAAGAGUUUGAGAAAACAGUUCAACACAUCAAGUCUCAAGCUGAGGACACAGAGCGUCAGAUUAAACAGCAGUUUGAGAAGCUUCAUCAGUUUCUCAGAGAUGAAGAAGAAGCUACAAUCACUGCACUGAGAGAGGAAGAGGAGCUGAAGACACAGAUGAUGAAGGAGAAGCUGGAAGAGAUGAACACACACAUCUCAGCUCUUACAAACACAAUCAAAGACACGGAGGAGAUGAUGAAAGCCAGUGACUUCUGCUUUCUGAAGGAGUUUCCAGUCACGAUGGAAAGAGUCCAGAUCUCAUCGCCGCCGGAUCCACAGAUGCCUUCUGGAGCUUUGAUUGAUGUGCCACGAUACUUGGGCAACCUGCUCUUCAGAGUCUGGAAGAAGAUGCAGGACAUCGUCCAGAACACUCCUGUGAUUCUGGAUCCAAACACGGCUCAUCCAGAUCUCGCUGUGUCUGAUGAUCUGACCAGUGUGAGCUGGAGCAAGACCAAUUACCUGCUUCCUGACAAUCCAGAGAGAUUCGACGGGUUUCUCUGUGUUCUGGGAUCAGAGGGUUUUAACUCAGGAACACACUGCUGGGAUGUGGAGGUUAAAGAGUGUCGAUGGUGGAUUGCUGGACUAACUACAGCAUCAAAUCCGAGGAAGCAAUAUGAUUUCUUUAACAAUGAUGUCUGGAGUGUGAGGCAGGGAAUGCUUGAGCCGUUUGGUUUUCUUGUUGAACAGGAAGUUGAGCGUGUGAGAGUUGAUCUGGACUAUGACAGAGGAACGGUGUCAUUCUCUGAUGCUGUAACUAACACACAUCUACACACAUUCACAACCACCUUCACUGACACACUCUUUCCUUUCUUCAGUAGUGACUCUCUGAAGAUCUUACCAUUCAAUAGUCAGUAAAUGUUACACCUGUAGUUCUGGAUCAACCUGCUCUUUUACUGUCAUCAUGUUUCCAAUAUGUAAUCCAUAUCAUCAUUUGUUCAUCAUGAGUUUAAAUUAAUAUUUCAGUUAUAAAGGUUAAAUUAUCAUUUAUUCAUUGAUGUAUACAGACUUAAAAGUCCUUUUUAAUCCACAUCAGUUUUAAAUGAAAUAUAAUUACUAUAGAAAUACUUGAUUAAAGCUGUUUACAAAUCAGAAUCUCAGACAAAAUUCUCUGGAACUCAUGGAAACCUCUUUAAAAGUUUAACACAUUUUGAUAAUCCCUUUAUCUUUUUUUUUUUUACAUUUUUGUUUUAAAUGAAAGGUUAAAUGUUUGGUCAUGGUAAUUAGGGUUUAUGUCAUUUGUGACUGGAUGGCUUAUUCCUCCAGUUUUUAAUGUAUUGAAGGCGGGGCAAUUGGAAGCAAUAACCCAUCUAUAAGUAGUCCUGGAAUCUCUAUGGACACUCCCGAUUGUCUUGGGGGAGUUCCUCCUUCCGUUAGCAUCCCAUGUGUGCUUUGUCAUUUCUUGACUUCUUUGCAUAUUUCAGGUAAAUGCAACGUACUUAGCCAGAGGCUUUGGGACUCAAACUAUACCAAACAAUAUGGAAGCGUGAUCGUUCGGCGUGCUAGACCGUGGUUAUUGCUUGAAAAAGGCAAUUGGGAUCUUUCCUUCUUUGCCCAACCUUGUGUGUGGAGUGUGGUUGGAAGGAGUCACCCUUGUUCUGAAAUCAAAGAUAGAAGGAACACCACUUAUUGUUUCAUGUUGUUUGUCCCAGUGUCUUCCGGCAAUUUAUUGUCUCUUAGUUUGUGGGUUUUGUUUUGAACUUGUUUAAUUUAUUUAUCUUUGAAAAAUUGUUUAAUGAUUAUUGUAUGUGAUUUCUUCCAUCCAUCCAUCCAUCAUCUUCUGCUUAUCCGGGGCCGGGUCGCGGGGGCAACAGUCUAAGCAGAGAUGCCCAGACUUCCCUCUCCCUAGCCACUUCCUCCACCUCCAACAUAGUCCCUCCAGCGUGUCCUAGGUCUUCCCCGGGGCCUUCUCCCGGUGGGACGUGCCUGGAACACCUCCCUGUGAAGGCGUCCAGGAGGCAUCCGAAAUAGAUGCCCGAGCCACCUCAGCUGGCUCCUCUCGAUGUGGAGGAGCAACGGCUCUACUCUGAGCUCCUCCCGAGUGACCGAGCUUCUCACCCUAUCUCUAAAGGAGCGCCCAGCCACCCGACGGAGAAAGCUCAUUUCGGCCGCCUGUAUCCGGGAUCUUGUCCUUUCGGUCAUGACCCACAGCUCAUGACCAUAGGUGAGAGUAGUAACGUAGAUUGACCGGUAAAUCGAGAGCUUUGCCUUACAGCUCAGCUCCUUCUUCACCACGACAGACCGGUACAGCGACCGCAUUACUGCAGAAGCUGCACCGAUCCGUCUGUCAAUCUCACGUUCCAUCCUUCCCUCACUCGUGAACAAGACCCCAAGAUACCUGAACUCCUCCACUUGAGGCAGGAACUCUCCACCAACCUGAAGUGGGCAAUCCACCCUUUUCUGACUGAGAACCAUGGCCUCAGACUUGGAGGUGCUGAUUGUCAUCCCAGCCGCUUCACACUCGGCUGCAAACCGUCCCAGUGCACGCUGAAGGUCCUGAUCUGAGGAGGCCAACACGACAACAACAUCCGCAAAAAGCAGCGACGAAAUCCUAUGGUCCCCAAACCAGACACUCUCCGGCCCUUGGCUGCACCUAGAAAUUCAUUCCAUAAAAAUUAUGAACAGAACCGGUGGUUCUAUCCCCAACUGCCAUGCGAUAUUGCAGAGGAGUGUCAGCCAAGACAACAACCCCACAACAUCCAGAGACUUGAGGUACUCGGUGCGGAUCUCAUCCAUCCCUGGUGCCUUGCCACCCAGGAGCUUUUUAACUACCUCGAUGACUUCAGCCCGGGUGAUGGACGAGUCCUCCUUCGAGUCCCCAGCCACUGCUUCCUCAAUGGAAGCAGUGUGAUUUCUUGUCUUUGUAAAUACAUUUGAGGUCAGAGUGGUCAAAAUUCUGCUGAUUUGUUUUGUCUUGUUUAUUUAUUGAUUGAUUCCUUUCUUGAACUGAUUGCUAUCAGGGGAAUUAUCACGUCUAUUUUAGUCUUGUAGUCUUUGGGGUUGGGUUUAUUAGCUUUUUUGUGUCAAAGUGUUGGGUGGGUAAAUGUACUAAGUUGGUCUCUAUACCGAUUUAUCCUUGUGAUCAUUUGUUUAUAUGUGUGUACUUUUGGGGUGUGACUGAUAGUGUGUUUCGGGUUGUGUUUGUGUUACUCUGUUACAGUUUUCAAAGAGUGAUUGUGUGAAUUCUCCUCCUUUUUGUGUGUAAACUCUUUUAUGGUCCUUUUUAAGUGUGUAAACUCUUUUAUGGUCCUUUUAAACUUUUUAAGUUUAGGCCUUGCCUUCCACCCUGUGUGUUAUUGACUAGGUUUUUAAUA